Cryptosporidium ubiquitum is the source of this 486-nucleotide messenger RNA. RefSeq lists its product as uncharacterized. The transcript has a single exon. Bases 1 to 486 code for a protein of 161 amino acids. The record is from RefSeq and is a predicted model, not a curated record. Lineage: Eukaryota; Apicomplexa; Conoidasida; Eucoccidiorida; Cryptosporidiidae.
AUGAGUUCAACUUAUUCAACGUUUAUAAGCUCAAUUGGAGCUAUUGAGACAGGUAUUUUGGGAACUUUGGCAGGAGGACCUUCGUAUUUUCUUCCGUUUGCAGUAUUUGGAUACUUUAAAACGCGGGGAGAUGUUAACGCAGCAACGAAUAGAAUGAUGGAAAUUGCAGAUUCUUCAAGGAAUCCAAGAAAAAAUUUUGCUAGGAGUGUUAAGUUAAGAAGUGCUCAAGACUUUUCAGGCCAACAAAAUAGCUAUUUUUGGAUAUUGACAAUUUUAGCUGUUGCAUUUGGUAUCAUUGCAAUUAGUCUUCUUUCAUGUUUGGUUGGUGUAACUCCAGAUGAAGAUUAUAAAGAGUCUAAGAAAAGAAGAAGAAAGCUUUUAGAGGACCCUAAGAUAACACCAGAGGAGUUUGCAAUUACAAUGGCCAAUUGUACUCCCAACGAAUAUAAAUAUAGGGAGUGGAAUGGGAUGCAGAGGUUGAGAUAA